Molecule: messenger RNA, 783 nt
Organism: Sphenostylis stenocarpa
Lineage: Eukaryota; Viridiplantae; Streptophyta; Magnoliopsida; Fabales; Fabaceae
Source: the annotation of a GenBank genome assembly
AUGGCUUCCGCGAAGGACAUGGAUCGGAUAAUAGGGCCAUGGAGUCCCGAAGAGGACGAAGCCUUGCGGAGGUUGGUUCAGAUUCACGGGCCUAGAAACUGGUCCAUCAUAAGCAAAUCCAUUCCGGGACGGUCUGGGAAAUCGUGCCGGUUGCGGUGGUGCAAUCAGCUGUCGCCCGAGGUGGAGCACCGCCCUUUCACGGCGGAGGAAGACGAAACGAUACUAAAGGCGCACGCCAGGUUAGGGAACAAGUGGGCCACCAUCGCUCGCUUGCUCAACGGCCGGACCGACAACGCCAUCAAGAACCAUUGGAAUUCCACCCUAAAGAGAAAAUGCUCCGACCCUCCCUCCCACCCUCAGCCCCUGAAAAGACAUGCCACCGGUUCGAGUAGCCCACCCGGAUCCGAUUUGAGCGAGUCGGGUUUACCCGCUACUUAUCCGAUCCCUAUUUACCAACCUCUUCUGCGGAGGGUAAGUGUGAACCUCGUGCCCUCAACCCUACUUACGGAAAGUGCAUCUUCUUGCGCAACUCAUCUGGCGACCUCACUGAGCCUGUCUCUACCUGGAUCCAAUUCGUGCGAUGGGGAUAACAAUGGACCUGCGUCUGGUCCUAGUCCGAAUGAGGGGCCUAGUUGCGAGCGGACGGAAGAGAUGAGGCUUAAGUCGGAGCUCUUCUUCAGCGAAGAGUUGUUGAAGGUGAUGCAAGAUAUGAUACGAGUUGAAGUGAGGAAUUACAUGUCUGGACUGGAACGAAACGGUGUGUAUGCAAACCAAUGCCAUUAG